GCCCUCUAAUAAUUGAUUCUCAGAUGUUAUUGUCAAUCAGCCAUUUAUGUAACGGCUAGAUAAAAUUGGAGGAGGUUUAGGCGUUCCGCGUUCCCGGACGAGCGAGCGAAGCGGAGAGAUGGGAGCGAGUGUAUCUCAAACAAAACUGAAAAUGCUUCAGCAAGAUCGGGUUAUGAACCCUGUCCUUGGAAGUCAAGCUGUAGUUGGACCACAGUCAACUCUGCGCAACCAUACCAACAGUCAGAAGAGAUGCGAGAAAGAUGGUAACUUUAACUUAUUGGGGCAGGAUGAUGACCCCAUGACAGGAGAUGAAAAUCGCAACCGGGUGCGUCCAAGGGCUUUGGGCCGUGAUCUGCCCCUUUCUGCCAGCCACUAUGGACCUGGACCUGGACCCCUCUCCCCCUUGUCUCGUCUGCCAUGCUGGAGCCCUUUGGAGCCUCUUCCAGAGAUUGAAAGCGGUGACGAUAUGGGAGGUAGAGUGCCUCCAGAUGGUGCAGAAGAAGGCAAGGUUGAUGAAGAGAUGAGGAGAGUGACAGAUGAUGAAAAGGAGAAGGCAUUGGGAGAGAGUGAGAAAGUGGAGGACCUACUGGAUGAUGACGAAGAAGAAGAAGAGGAUGAUGUGAUAGACUGGGCUGACAGUGAUGAAGAGUUUGAAUUCAGUUACAGGUCCGAAAGCUCUUCCCCACUCAGCACAGAGAGUGUAGACAUCGGGAGCGCAGGGGCCCACAAUUCCAUCUGGGAUCAAAUCUGCAGAGAACGUCCAAUGGCAGACAAUGGGAAUGCAACUGUGGACACCCUGAAAAACCAAAACCACGUGGAUAAAACGGCAGAGCGACGUCGAGAGAGCCUGGAGGGUGCUGAUACAGUUGAAGUCAGCUCUUCGGACUCCGACACCGACCCCUGUUCUGAGCUGCCGGAACUUAUGGAGGCUGUUUGGACGCUACAGGACCGAGAGAGGUUUAAGGCACAGGAGAUGGAGAAGCAUCAAGUCCAACUGACUAUGUAUCGUCGCCUGGCCCUUAUUCGGUGGGUUCGCACCUUACAAAACCGUGUCCAGGAGCAGCAGAACCGGCUCCAGUCCAGUUUCGACAUCAUUCUUACGCAUAGGAAAGAACUUCUGCGCAUGGGCGCUGCCACCACUGCCCGAUAACAGACAAUCUAAGAAAAGUCAUGAGACCAGCUGAUGACUAUUAACAUGUGAAAAGUAAUCUUUGUUCAUCUUGUUCUUUUGAAUCAAAUUACCUUCUGGGUCUCUGAACCAUUUCGCCCUAUAAUGUUCCAUAAUGCUAAACUUUUUAUCACUAUUAUAAAUGGGGUUUAAAGUUCUCCACAACAUCACCUUGCACUGUGCCCAUGUGGUUACUGAUGUCUCUGAACUCCUCCAACCUGAUAUGUUUUUAAAAAUGUCAUAUAAAUGUUUUUGUUUGGUAUAAAAUACAUUAUAUUUCACAAUAAAUGCACAAUG
Messenger RNA from Carassius auratus (goldfish), 1465 nucleotides. Its product is annotated as UPF0500 protein C1orf216. NCBI's taxonomy places the organism in Eukaryota, Metazoa, Chordata, Actinopteri, Cypriniformes, Cyprinidae. Bases 119 to 1150 code for a protein of 343 amino acids. The record is from RefSeq and is a predicted model, not a curated record. The transcript has 2 exons.